UCUACACGUUGACGGCACUGCACGAUAACGGCAUUUCCAAUGUCGUACACGUUUUUUUCUCUAUGACCUACCUGGAACAGGUAGACUGGGAAAGUUGUUUUGAGACCGUCGCUGGCUGUGCGCACAGGUAAACUGAACUGAACUGCUAUCCUGGACUGUGCAUCCGUGACCCGGCAGAGUCCACAAUCACCGGGUGCCAGAAAUCACUAACUAACUGAAGGAGAGGAACUGGGUUAGAAAACUGCAGUAGAAGUGCUAGCACUGCCUGUGUGCCAAAGCGACCCUGGGGAUCUACAACGGCGCACCCAUGCGCCGAAUUCUGAACUCCUUUGCCCCAUUGAGGGUCUCGCUGCUCGGGAUCUUAGUUUUUGGAUUCCUGGAACAAGCAAGCUCUGAAGGAGGUUGUGUUUGCUCUGGGAAAUCUCUAUGCCACUGUGAUGGAGUCAAAGGCAGUAAGGGUGAGGCGGGGUAUCCUGGCUUUCAAGGACUUCCUGGAGUAAUGGGUUACCCAGGAAAUGAAGGCUCUUCAGGACCCAGAGGCCCUAAGGGCGAAAUGGGUUUCCCUGGAUUCCCUGGACCCAAAGGAUCACGGGGUCUGUCGGGAAAGCCAGGAUUCUCAGGACCGCCAGGACAACCAGGUAUCCCCGGGAAUGAGGGGCCGAUGGGGCAGCAAGGUAUCCCAGGAUGCAAUGGCACCAAGGGUGACAGGGGAUUCCCAGGACCGCCCGGACUUCCUGGAAGAGACGGAUUCCAAGGUCAGCCGGGACUGCCAGGACUGAAGGGUGAAACAUAUUAUACUGAAUACGCACAAGAAGUGAAAGGACGACGAGGCUUUCCUGGAGUAGAUGGAGAACCAGGCACACCGGGGCCAGGAGGACCACCAGGGCCCCCAGGACCAAUGGGGCCCCUGGGACGCCCCGGGACACCUGGUUUUCAAGGGCUACCUGGAGAGAAGGGUCUGGAGGGCCGUAGCACUGGGACACCUGGACGGAAAGGUGAAAAGGGUAGUCAUGGACCACCUGGUACGCCUGGUGUGAAAGGUGUGAAGCUCUAUGCUUCAGGGCCUAAAGAACUAAAGGGAGAACCAGGAGAUGUUGGGCCAAAUGGUUACCCAGGACAGCAGGGGUUCACCGGAGCCCCCGGAUAUCAGGGCAUUAAAGGAGACCAAGGAGAACCUGGCGGUCCGGGGAAACCUGGGAAGGAAGGCACGCCAGGAGCCUAUGGCUUACAGGGGGAGGGAGGUAUGACGGGUCCCCCAGGCCCUCCAGGGAUUGACGGGCCCCCGGGGGAAAAAGGUGAUCUUGGUCCCACUGGUCCUCCAGGAGAUGUGGUCCAUAUCACCAACGGGAUCAAAGGAAGUCAAGGGGUGCCUGGAUCCCCUGGUCCGUCAGGUCCAACCGGAACAGCAGGUCCACCUGGGUUUCCCGGGAUGAAAGGCGAACCAGCGGAAAACAUCAUUGGGCCUGACGGUAAGCCUGGGGCCCCUGGCAUUCCUGGUCGGAAAGGAGAGAAGGGGGAUCCUGGCCCCUCAUAUCCAGGCCCUCCUGGCCCAGACGGACCCCCAGGAGAUCCAGGGACAAAGGGUUUCCCUGGACCAAAAGGAAAAGCAGAUAUGACAUUGGGUAAAGGAGAGCGAGGACCUCCAGGAAGAAAGGGCAUGCAGGGCCCAUCAGGACCCAAAGGUGGCAUGGGAUUUCCGGGUGACAAGGGAGAGUUAUGCUAUGUUUGCGUUGAUCGUGGACCAACUUUUGGACCCAAGGGUCCGAAGGGAGCUCCUGGUCCACCUGGGCAAUCAGGAAGGCCAGGAUUCACAGGACUAAAAGGCGAUCAGGGUGUGAUCGGAUUGCCUGGUUCCCCUGGGUCACAGGGCUCAACUGGAAACCCUGGUGUGAAGGGUGCUGCAGGGCCUAGUGGGGAAACUGUUAUCGGGGUGCCACCACAUGAGAAGGGUGACCCUGGAGAUCGUGGAGCGUUUGGUCCCCCUGGUCCAGAAGGAAUAGAUGGAGCCUCAGGCCUCCCGGGUCCGAGUGGUUUGCCAGGGGACAAAGGAGAGCCGAGCAAAGGGGAGAAGGGGGGUCGUGGCCCCCCAGGAUCACCUGGGCUUCCAGGCCGCCCGGGGCCCGUUGGCUCCCAGGGUGCCCUUGGGGUGGGGCCCCCUGGCCCUCAGGGACCCAAGGGGAACACUGGAGUGCUGGGUCUGCCAGGUGCACCUGGAGAUGCAGGCGCAAAAGGGGAGCCAGGAGCCACAUUUACCACACCAGGGGAUGUUGGUCCUCCCGGGCCUAAAGGCCAACCUGGUCAACCAGGGACCCCAGGAAGUCCUGGCAGUCCUGGUCUUCCAGGUUUCCCUGGUCUAUUUGGCGUCAAAGGACAAAAGGGUUACUCUAUACAAGGCCCUCCAGGAAAUAUUGGACCCAAAGGUGAGGAAGGUGAGAUAGGGCCCGCAGGCCCGGCAGGGUAUGGUAGUCCUGGACGCCCAGGACCCUCCGGACCUCCUGGGAUGCCAGGGAAAGAGGGCGAGCGAGGCUUUGGCCCCAUGGGGCUGAAAGGCCGUCCGGGAGCCCAAGGGGAUGACGGGCCUCCUGGGCCUGUGGGUGACUCAGGGCCCCCUGGCUACCCAGGCCAUAAAGGAGACCCCGGAAGAAAUGGUAGCCCAGGAGAAAUGGGGUCUCCUGGAGGAAGUGGACCUGAGGGUCCAAAAGGUUUUCCUGGGAACUGUACGGCUGGAGGCGCAGGAGCUCCGGGAGAGACUGGCCCCAGAGGUCCUCAGGGUCCCCCAGGUCCAACAGGAGAACGAGGUAAUCCAGGGUAUCCUGGUCCCCCAGGCAAAGGUUUCCCAGGGAACCAGGGCCAGUUUGGAAUCCCAGGGUUUCCUGGAAUACCUGGUCCCAAAGGUGCAACUGGACUAAAGGGCUUCAGGGGUGAAGAUGGCAAACAAGGAAGACCAGGCAGUCGGGGAAACCAAGGAAGUCCAGGCCCAGUUGGGCCACCAGGACCAAGUGGCAACCCUGGACAAGAUGGGCCACCUGGACCUCGAGGCCAGCCUGGUAUCGAUGGCGCAAUUGGAACCCCAGGUCUCCGAGGUCAACCUGGAGACAGGGGGGCUCUAGGACUCAAAGGGGAGGACCGGACUGUGCCUAUGCCAGGGGACAACGGAGAUCCAGGGCCAACAGGUCCUCCUGGUCCUACUGGAGACAGAGGUGCGCCGGGCGCUGUGGGAUUCGAUGGAAUCAAUGGCAAAAACGGGUUACCAGGAAGCACUGGCCCACCAGGUCCCAUCGGUGAUCCUGGUGCAGAUGGUUUGCCGGGAUCUCCUGGUGUAAAUGGGGAUAGUGGGUCUCCAGGACUGAUUGGCUUUCCAGGUAUGAAUGGACAGAAAGGUGAAAAAGGCUCCUCAGGCUCAGAGGGACCAGCAGGAGUUCCAGGACAGAAGGGGAUCAAAGGCCCCAAAGGAAGCACAAGCCCACCUGGACCAGGUUCCAAGGGCCAGAAAGGAGAAAGGGGGGAUUCGGGGUACCCUGGCGGGAGGGGGCUGAGAGGCCCCAAGGGCUCUUCAGGGGGAUCCGGUCGUCCUGGCUUCAAGGGGUUGUCUGGAGAGAAAGGUGUUACUGGGCUACCAGGACUGCCAGGUCCUCCAGGACGGGGCGGAGAGAAGGGCAGCGAUGGCCCUCCAGGUUCUCGCGGCCUUCCGGGACCAGGUGGCCUCCCAGGGACGGACGGCCGGCCAGGGGACCCAGGUCCUCCGGGGGUCAGAGGGAACCAAGGCAGGGAUGGGAUUCCAGGGCCAGCAGGAGAGAAGGGCGAUAUAGGGGCGGCUGAAUAUGGCCCCUCAGGACCAGAGGGACCAAAGGGGAUAACAGGUAUGGUGGGAGAUGUGGGUUUUCCAGGCCCCUACGGUCCCCUUGGGCCAUGGGGUGAAGUAGGAGACACAGGACUCCCAGGACUCGUAGGCCCCAGGGGGCCAACCGGCCCUCCAGGCCUUGAAGGGCGCUGUGUGGAUGGGCCCAAAGGAGACAGGGGCCCCUGUGGACCACAUGGACCUCCAGGACCCAAGGGCUCACAGGGUCCCCAGGGGCCCACAGGACCUGGCCCCAAAGGAGACAAUGGGGAGAAGGGCUUCCCAGGACCGCCAGGUUAUACCGGGUACAAAGGAGACACCGGACAGCCAGGCAUACCAGGAUCGCCAGGACGCCCAGGGUUUAAUGGCGAUAAAGGGGCCAUGGGGAGAGAAGGUGAUCAGGGACCCGCUGGUCAGAAAGGAGUCGCUGGGCCUUCAGGACAACAAGGAUGUGCUGGGAAAAAAGGAGACCCUGGAACUAAAGGUGUUCGAGGACCAGAUGUGUUCAAUGAAGUGAUACUGUUGCCAGGAGACCCAGGUCGACCUGGACCCCCAGGAUUAAAGGGCGAAGCAGGAAGACCGGGAGAACCGGGACCAGAUGGACGGCCAGGACCGUGCAGUACAAAAGGCUCCCAAGGUAGACCAGGAUUCCAGGGCCUGCCUGGAUAUCCAGGGCCAAAAGGAGACAAAGGAUUUCCAGGCAUGCAAGGUCCUAAUGGCUUCCCAGGUCAGAAGGGUCAGAGGGGCAUUAAGGGGAUUCGUGGCCCGGUGAACGGCAAUGUAGCUGGCGAUGGCUUCCUGUUCACCUACCACAGUCAGAAGGCCACGCCAAACCCCUGCUGCCCUCGCGGCACCAAGCAGCUCUACACUGGCUACUCGCUGCUCUUCAUCAAUGGCAACAACAGAGGGCAUGGACAAGAUCUAGGUACCAUGGGCAGCUGUCUGAUGCGCUUCUCCAGCAUGCCUUUCCUUUUCUGCAAUACGGACAACACGUGUCGCUACGCCUCUCGAAACGACUACUCCUACUGGCUCUCCACUGACCAUCCAAUGCCUAGUGACAUGGCCCUAAUCUCUGGCACUGCACUGGAGAACUACGUAAGCAGGUGUGUUGUGUGUGAAGCCAAGACAAACAUCAUCGCUGUGCACAGCCAGACGAGUGAGGUCCCAGACUGCCCUUAUGGUUGGAUCGACCUGUGGCAGGGAUACUCUUUUGUCAUGCAACUGGGCGCUGGAGCGGAGGGGUCAGGGCAGCCCCUGGCGUCCCCUGGCUCUUGCCUGGAGCACUUCCACAGGAUCCCCUUCAUCGAGUGCCACGGCCGCGGCACCUGCAACUACUACACCGACUCCUACAGCUACUGGCUGGCAUCUCUUGACCCCAGCCGCAUGUUCAGUAAACCAUCUCCGCAGACAGUGAAGGACACCCCUGGCAACCUUAUCGGCCGCUGUCGAGUCUGCAUGAAGAACUAGUCCAGGGCUAGAGAGCAGAGGCACUGCCCUCUGUAACAGACUUACACACAUAUGAUCCUGGCACCACCAUCUGUGCCUUCUGUCAUGCAACCUGAAGAUGGACUCGUCUGACCCUGUGGUGCUAAAUGUGACAAACCAGCUGAUGAUCAGCUCUCGGAGUUCAAACACUGAUUUUUUUCUUCUCGGUCUUUCCUUUUUCUCAGUCUUUGGUCUUGGUCUAUUGCCUUCUCUGCCUUUUUUGUACUCUUUCAGGCAAACUAUUAGAAUAUUAACAGUAUGCAGCUAGCUGAGUUGUAGAUGUCAUUGGUACUUUUUAAAAACCCUUCUGAAAGUUUAAAAAAACAAAUAGGCUAGAGUAUAGCAUAAUGGGACACUUGUCAUACAUUUAUUGCAGUUGCUUCUCUUGCUUUGGCUCUUAAGCUGACAUUGGCUUCUGUGUGUAUAUUGGUCUUGUUUUGUUGUAAAUUCAAGUUCAAUUUUUUUUUUAUUACCAUUGCCAUUUUUGUAACAAUUGGUCUCAUGUAGCAACAUUCUCUUGAAUUUCUCUUACGUUUUCUCUCUGCUGUCAACCAACACCAUUCCCCCUGAAGCCCUCAAAGUAUGACGAAAAUGUAACAACUACUGUGGGAUCUCCUUACUUUCCGUUUCCAGCAAGAUCCUCAAGACCGAGUCAUUCUCAGUUGUUUACAGGAAGCUGUAGACAGAAGGCACCGUUACCAGUCAGCAACAUUCAGGAAAGUUCACUCACGUACAGACCACAUAGGAGCACUACACAUGCAGUAAUCACCGAACAAUCUGUGGAAUGGAACUACAUAUGUCUGUAAUGGAACUAUAAUGUCACUACACAUCACCUUCGUCGACUUUUAGAAAGCAAACAGGACACCACUAUUCCACCUACUACUACUACUACAACUACUACUACUGCUACUACUAAUACUACUAUGGACUGCUACGGAAAUUCCACCAAGAUCACAAACGUAAUCAAGAAUUCAUACGAAGAAACUCCAUGCAGUCAUUCACGCAGGCCAACUCUCUAAAGCUUCAAUGUCAGGAUUGGCGUCUACUAUCUCCAUUCCUGUUCCUCCUGCAGUUGACUAGAUCAUGAGGGAAACAACUGAGGGGAGAAAAUUGAAAAUUGUGAGAGCACCUGGAUGACCUUGAUGACCUUUGUGGACGAUAUACUGUAUAACAGAUGCAAGGAAAGACAGACAAACUCUCACAAGCUGCAUCGAAAUGUAGUCUGACACUCAAUACAGCAAAGGUCACUAAGAUCCAUUCCGAAUCCAGCAACCCCAUCCGUAUGCACAACACUGCCCUCAAGGAGGUGGAGGCAUUCACAUGCAGGUGAAACUCGAAAAAAAUUGAAUAUUGUGCAAAAUUUCAUUUAUUUCAGCAAUUCCACUUAAAAAGUGAAACCUAUAUAUUAUAAAGAGUCAUUACAUUCAUAACAAGAUAUUUCAAGCCUUUAAUUUGUUAUAAUUUUUGAUGAGUAUGGCUUAAACUGUAGCUUAUGAAAACCCCAAAUUCAAAAUCUAUUAGAUUACAUGAAAUUAAUGAUAAUAAUAAAAAAGAACUUUAAAUAAAGAAUUGUCGGCUCUCUGAAAAGUAUAGUCAUGCACAUGUACUCAGUACAUGUACUUGAUUUGGGCCCCUUUUGGAUGAAUUACUGCCUCAAUGUGGCACGGCAUGGAUGCUAUCAGCCUGUGGCACUGCUGAGGUGCUAUGGAAGACCAGGAUGCUUCGAUAGCAGCCUUCAGCUCUUCUGCAUUGUCCGGUCUCAUGCCUCUCAUCUUCCUCUUGGCAAUACCCCAUAGAUUCUCUAGUCUAGGGGUUCAGGUUUGGCGAGUUAGCUAGUGGGCCAAUCAAGCAAUCCUAUGGUCAUUGAACCAGGUUUUGGUACUUUUGGCAGUAUGGGCAGGUGCCAAGUCCUGCUGGAAAGUGAGGUCAGCAUCUCCAUAAAGCUUGUCUGCUGAAGAAAGCAUGAAGCGCUCUAAAAUGUCCAGGGACCUUGGUUUCCAAAUGAGAAAAGAGGAUGUUGGAUCACUGAGCAACAGACCCGUUUUUUUCUCUUUAGCCCAGGUGAGACACUUUUGACAUUGUUAGUUGUUCAGAGGUGGAUUGAUUAGUGCGGUGGCUCUUGACGCAGUAACUCCAGCCUCAGUCCACUAUUUUCAAAGCUCCCCCACACUUUUGAUGGCCUUUUCCUGACAAUAUUGAACCUUUUCACAAUAUUUUAAUUUCCUGAGAUUUUGAAUUUGAUGUUUUCAUAAACGAUAUAACAAAUAAAGGCUUGACACCUUUAAAGUUGAAUUACUGAAAUAAAUGAACUUUUGCACAAUAUUCACAGUUUUAGCUUGUGGACACCAACGAAGGGACAGAGGCUAACAUGAAAAGAAGGAUCAAUAAGGCAAGGAUGGUGUUUAACAUGCUCAGGAAAAUCUGGAGCUCAAGAAACAUCUAAAUUAACACCAAACUAUGUAUCUUCAACUCCAAGGUGAAGCAGGUGUUACUGUAUGGAUGAGAGACAUGGAGAACAACUAACAGACAAUAAACAGGCUGCAUUAACACCUGCCUCAGGAGAAAUCUGGUGGAGAGUGAGAAAUGUGGACCUGUGGAAACAACAAGCCAGGAUCCCAUUGAUUUGUAAAUGCUAUGUUGGAUUGGGCACACACUGACAAAACCUGCCGCAAACAUCACAUGACAAGCCCUGCAAUGCAACCCCCAAGAAACAAGGAAAGGAGGUCGACCCAGGAAUAGCUUGAGGAUAGAUGUCCAAGCUGAAAUGACCAGGAGUGGGCUCAACUGAGGCAAUCUAGACAGAACCAUCAACACCUGAGAGAGAUGGAGGACCUUCGUCAACGGCCUGUGCGCCCUAGAGGAGCAAAGGGCUUAAGCUAAGUCAAGUAGCUUUGCAGAUGUAGAUAGCCUACAUUGCUGGUGCUAGAAGCUCAAUCACAGAGUCAAGCUCAAAUAAAAUGUCUACAAAUUUACAAGAAACAUUUAUGACUGCCCUUUAACGCCCGUAGGGGGCGCUGCAAUUGACAUAUUUUAGGAUAUGCAUGUGCCAAUAUCUUGUGAUGUAAAGUUUACAAAAAUUGACAUACUGAAUAACUACCCCAAUCUUUGCAUGCACUGAUGCACACCACAUGUUGUAGAAUUCUGUCCACAAGGGGUGCUGCAACUACAUUUCAAUAUCGUUUUGGACCAGAAUGAUCACUUGUGAAUGUGAUGCCCACACAAAUAACACACACGUACACAGACAUGCAGACAAACACGCAGGUAUACGCAUAAACACAUAUAUACACACAAAAAUGUAGACAUACUGUAGGCCUACCACAUAGCAGUGCAUAUAACAUGACCACGGCGCAAUGGUAGAAGUAUAUUUGAGCAAUAUAAUUUAGAUACAGACAUACAUUUGAUGUUACCAAAGAACGCUUUUUCUGUUUGUGCAUGCUUGUCUUGUGAGGUAGUGCACGUUUGUGACCUUUUAGAGUAUAUGAGAAUAUGUGUGGCUAUACAUUUACAUCUUGUCAAAUGUAGAAUUUGGGCUUCAGCAAUCAUUGAACAACCAAGGGGAGACUGUGUAGGCCUAAGACUUGUGGUUUACGAGAGUUACAAGAGAAAGGAAUGGAGAGAAAUUGACUAAAAUAAAUAAGAGAAAAUCUUUUUCAGGUACGGCUUUUUGCAUGAGGCCAGUGUUGGCAAAGAAAUACAUACACAAGAAUUGGCAAAUCUAACUAAAUAGGUAAAUAAGUAUAAAAACUAGCACACACACACUCACAACCAUACUAAUUUCUUUCUAGGAGACGUACUGUAUUAAAGUCUGGUGCUAUGGAAAAAUUAGAUUGUCUCUUUUUUAUGUAUGUAUAUAUGAAAUGCCUAUAUUUAUAUAAAAACAAAUCUUAAAUCAAACCAAACCACGUUGACCAAAUGUUUAGAAAAUGAAUAAAACCGUUCAAGUUAUAUUCAACAUCUCAAGUUUCAGGCUGCUCGGAAUGCCGCUCAAUGCGCUUUGGCUUUGGGCAGGAAGUCAUGUCGUACUUAAACAAAAAAAUUCAGGUUCUGGUUUCACCAACACCUUCCAGAACAGGAACAAAACUGCCUGAUAUUCCAGAAAAGAUAAUCUGCAUAACUACGGCCAGAAAGCCUAUUCAGCAGUAUAAAGACAGCCUGUGUCUGGCUACUGACUGAAGACAUGUUCAGCGUGGAGAGAAAAAAAUAUUUGAUUUCAAGAACAGUAUGUGUUUCUGAAAGUGUUCCUCUGGCACUUCAUGUGCAAUUGUUUUCACUGUUUUAUAGAUAUAGAUUUUUAGCUGCUGUAAUUUUUAUUUUAUAAAACAAACAAUGCAAUAUACUGUAUGACAUGGUAGGUUGCAUGAGAGGUGAAGCUGUAUUUUAAGAAAGGCAUUCAACUGCUAAAAGAGGUACAAGAUGGUGUGGUGUUGAAACCAAUUUGGGUGUAGUUGGCCCAAAUAUCAUCAAGGACAACAUAUUACAAGAUAUUUGGAGCCAUUACUUUUUGAUGAUUUGUCCACUGAUAGGUGUAUGACAUCAGGGUCAGCUCAACUGAACCUUUGGGAUAUUAACUGGAAUUUUCAGACAGAAUGCCUCAUACAUAGAGUUGUUCAGCAGUUCUCGAUUUCAUAAUGGUGCUUAGUUUUACCUAACAAAACCUUUUAUUAAUUUGCAUCUACCAUAAAUGUUUUUAUUUUAUUUUAUUUUAUUUUAUUUGCCUCUUAGCCAAAUCUGUGCUCCUGUGUACACUGAAUUUUGAACAUUAUAAAACAUCUGACUGCUGCCUGUCAUUCUCAGUAAA
Messenger RNA from Sardina pilchardus (European sardine), 10121 nucleotides. It is a transcript of the gene col4a3, whose product is annotated as collagen, type IV, alpha 3. Lineage: Eukaryota; Metazoa; Chordata; Actinopteri; Clupeiformes; Clupeidae. The transcript has 52 exons. Gene Ontology annotation, biological process: extracellular matrix organization. Bases 308 to 5305 code for a protein of 1665 amino acids. Gene Ontology annotation, cellular component: basement membrane; collagen trimer. The record is from RefSeq and is a predicted model, not a curated record. Gene Ontology annotation, molecular function: extracellular matrix structural constituent conferring tensile strength.